AUGGAUGCUGAACCCGGAGUGAACCACAGUUUCCUCAAAUGUCCCCCGCUGCAAGGAGCAAAAUCCAACACAGAGCAGAUGAACGACAAAUACACACAGAAAAUCUGUUUGGAUAAUGUACUGGCCCUGUUAACAGAUCCUUGUCCUGAGAUGGACUGUGCAGCUCUGCAGGGUGUCUCCCUGCUUUCUGCCUCAAGCCCUCUGAGUCUCCCUGAAUUAGAGCAAGUCGAAAGGACAUUCCUCCCCAGUGCUUGGAUCCAGGUGAACUCGGUGUCUGUUCAUAGCUAUUGCUCCAUGUCCUUCACUGGAGACUUCCCACUUAAAGCUGAACUUCGGAUAGUGCUCGUCGGAAGGAGGGGCUCUGGGAAGAGCGCGUCGGGGAACAGCGUCCUGGGUCAGCAAGCAUUUGAGUCACGUUUUUGUCCUUCAUCUGUGACAUCAAAGUGCACAAAGGCAAGUGACGUGGUGAAUGGUCAAGUGGUUUCUGUUAUUGACACGCCUGGCUUAUUUGACACUGAAUUCAGCAAGAAUGAGAUACAAAGAGAGUUGAAAAAAUGCAUCUUUCUCUCAACUCCUGGUCCCCAUGUGUUCCUGAUUGUGAUGAAGCUGGAGAAAUUCACCUUGGAGCAACAGAGAACAGUAGAGCGCAUCCAAAAUGUCUUUGGAUACCAAGCAGACAAUUACUCCAUGGUUCUCUUCACUCAUGGUGACCGCCUGGAUGACAUCACCAUCCAGAACUUCAUGUUUCAAAAUGAAGCCCUUUGCCAUGUCAUUGACAAGUCUAACUACCGCUACCAUGUGUUCAACAACAAAUGUCCCAACAGGGACCAGGUCAUGACCCUCCUUGAGAAGAUAAACAUGAUGGUCAGGGAAAAUGCAGGGACCUUCUACACAAAUGAAAUGUCCCAAGAGACAGAGAGAGAGAUUCAAAAAGAGACUGAGAGGAUCCUGAAAGCCAUGAAGAAAGAGCGAAGAAGAGCAGAGGGGUUACUCAUGGCCCAAUUUUAUGGUCGGCGCCUGGAGGAAGAACGCGCGAAGCUGGAAGAGCACUACAAGAUGAAGGCUAGAGCCAAGGCUCAACGGAGAAAGAGCGUUCUCAAAUCAGGAGAUUUUCAGCUAGACAAUGAAAUUCGGAUUGUGCUGAUUGGAAAGACGGGAUCUGGAAAGAGUGCAUCGGGGAACACCAUUUUGGGCCAAAACGCCUUUGAAUCACGCUUUUCUCCAUCUUCCGUGACGUCAAAGUGUUCAAAGUCAAGAGGAGUUGUGACUGGACGGAGGCUAUCUGUCAUUGACACGCCUGGCAUUUUUGACACCAAGUACAAGGAAACUCAGGUGAUUCAAGAGCUCAAAAGAUGUAUCUCUCUCUCAGCCCCUGGUCCUCACAUCUUCCUAAUCGUAAUCCAGCUUGACAAAUUCACAGAGGAAGAGCAGAAAACUGUGGAAAUCCUUCAGCUUGUGUUUGGCGACCAAGCUGGCAAGUACUCAAUGGUUCUCUUCACUCAUGGUGACAAACUCGAAGGCACCCCAAUUGAACGUUUUUAUAGAGAAAGCCGGCAACUUAGCCAUUUGGUUGCCAAAUGUUCGAACAACUAUCAUGUCUUUGACAACAAAAACAGAGACAGGGGCCAGGUUAAUGUGCUGCUUCAGAAGGUAAACAGGAUGGUGGCGAACAAUAGGGGCCAAUUCUACACAAACGACUUGUUCAGAGAGGCCGAGAGAGUAAUCCAAGAAGAAACAAUGAGAAAUAAAAGUGAGAACAAACAGCAAAUGCUCAGAGAAAAAGAGAGACUAAUGGCCACUUAUAACGCUCAGCAGCGAGAAGCGGAGCUCGCCAAGCUCAAGGAGCGAUAUGAAAAAAACAACUUGCAGGCACGCGAUAAGGCUGAGAAGAAAAACAAAUUUAUUGAAACGGGUUUAAUUGUCGCUGGUGCAGAGGCAGGUGUUGCUAUUGGAACUGCUGCAUCAACUAUUGGGGGUCCGGUAUGUAUGGUGGUGGGGGCAGGUGUGGGUGGAGCUAUUGGGGCUUUAAUUGGGCUUAUUUCUCUAUCUGCAGUGAAAGCCCUGAAGAAGAAAUGCAUUGUACAAUAA
Molecule: messenger RNA, 2088 nt
Organism: Lampris incognitus (smalleye Pacific opah)
Lineage: Eukaryota; Metazoa; Chordata; Actinopteri; Lampriformes; Lampridae
Product: GTPase IMAP family member 8-like
Exons: 5
Coding region: 1-2088 (695 amino acids)
Molecular function (GO): GTP binding
Source: RefSeq, a predicted model, not a curated record